Gallus gallus (chicken) is the source of this 5434-nucleotide messenger RNA. It is a transcript of the gene NTNG1, whose product is annotated as netrin G1. Bases 2689 to 4434 code for a protein of 581 amino acids. Gene Ontology annotation, molecular function: cell-cell adhesion mediator activity. The transcript has 10 exons. The record is from RefSeq and is a predicted model, not a curated record. NCBI's taxonomy places the organism in Eukaryota, Metazoa, Chordata, Aves, Galliformes, Phasianidae.
GCGCCGCGCAGCGCCGGGCUUUGUAGGGCGCGGCUCGGGCAGAGCGCACAGGGAGGGGAAGUGCUCGCCGGUCCUCCCGCCCCUCCGCGGGGUCUUUCUUGCGCGGGGAGCGAGGAAGACUGAAAGUAGAAUUUAACAAAGGGAAGGAGGCAGGGAGAGUUACCCCGCCGGCCAAGGAGAGGUACUCAUCCUGGAAAUCGCGAGCGAUUUUCCUAACCGUUCUCAAAACAUUACUUAAAGAAACCCCAAAUGACGGUGAGCAGCAUAGAUGAGCUAAAUCUGAUAAAGCAGAUGACUUUGUACUCUCCAAGUUGGUCCGUGCACAUCUCUAGCCUCUACCGAAUGUACUUUUAUUGCUCUGCAAUCAACUUUUCGAUAUUGUGGAUGUGAUGAGCCAGGAGCCAGCCUCGCUUUUGCUGGCAGAGCCAGGGGGCGAAGCUGCCGGCGUGGAUGCUUUCACAGAGAGAAUAAAUCAGCACCUCGCCUAAGGACAAUGCACUUUGGGAUGAGAAGCAGUGGCCCGGGCAGCACAUCAAAAGGAGAAAAAGCCCAGCAGAACUUUCCCCAGUUCGGUUUUUGGUGGGUUUGAUGUUUUUUGGAUUUGGAUAAAAAUAAAGGUCAAUUUCCAGCAUCUGUUCGGAGCCUCACAGGAUGUUCACCAGGGAGCUCCCAGCAAUUAGCAGCCAUGUUCUAGUAGACCUGUGGUCUUUGCCACCCACUCCCAACCCUGUGACACCGCUAAGGACACCAACUUUCUAGCUACAUACGUAAGAUCUGGUAUAGCACAGAACAAAGUCAGGGACUGCCAGCCUCCUGGGUUUGUUCCUCUGUGGCAUUAAGAGCUUAGGAUUCCAUCAGGCUGCAGAAAGUCAUCAGUCCCCAUCGGCACUGGCAGACUUGGCAGCCCUGUGCCCACAUUCUGCUGCUGAAGAGCACUUGGUACCUGGCUGGGUAAAAAGUAACAACCCAAAGCGCAACCACCCAAAUGCUCGCUGUGGUUCUGCAAAGAAAAACUUGCAGAACAGGCUGACUCAAAGUACAGAGGUAUUUAAGGCAAUAAGCCACAGUUGUAAGAUCCUAGAGCAAAACCUUAAAGCGGCUACACACAAAGGCUUUAACGUUUAAAUCGGGAACGCUUGUGCUCCUUAUGCGGAGUGCUGCUGAUACCCUGCAAGCAACGGCAGCAGUGCAGCGAAGUGUCACUCAGCCAAGAAUGAUGUGGGACAACCAAAAGCAGUUUCAGUGCAGUGCCAAAUCCCAGCUCUUUGGUAGAAGAACUCUGUAUUUUGUUUUCCUCAUUCAAUAGUUAUCGGUACUUUAAAUUUCUCCUGAGACAAAGAAAUCUUUUUCUGCCAGAUAGUUGAAUAAGCCAGAUAAAAAUAGGAGAGAAACUUUGUUUGGAGCAUUGUGCAAGUCCACAGACACUGCAGGAAUCAUUUGGAGUAUAUUUCAUUUUAUCUGGGUGUGUUGGGAAGGGUACAGUGAAUUGCUAAACAUAGGUUCCCUUUUGCCUUGCACAGAUAAAUAGUUCUGCAUUGAGAAAAGGGGCUGAGUUUAUUAUGCUUAAUACUGGAGCUUUAUAGAUACUAGGUGCUCACAUUUCCUAGGUGUAGCAAGGCAAAACUGCUCUGCUUCUAUUAAACACUGUGACUUGCGGGUACAAGGAUUAGUGCUGUUAGGUAGUAAACACUAUUUCCUAAAUCCUGAACUAGCUCGAAGUAACUAACAAUCAGAGUGGGCACAAAAGACCUUUUUGCUCGGGCUUGGUUAGAUACAUUUCCUCUGCUGAAGCCGCAGCAAACUUCCUGCAGGGAUACAAGCUGGUACGGAUGCCAAGUUUUUCCUCUGGAAAAAAAAGAAUAAUUCAGACCUCCGCAUUGUCAGCCCGCAUCCCCUGCAUCCGGGAAGGAUUUUAACCAGCUUUCCUCACACUGGCAUGCUUUGUAAUAACUGAGUUAGGCUCUUGCUCUUGCAUAGUGGCAGUGCACAUUUUAUUGAAUACUUGGACUUUUUGAGAAGCCAUUCUGUUAUUUUAUUGCAUUCUUCACGUACCACUAUACAUGAGAAUUGAAGAACCAAGAACCACCCUGCAACAUCUGAGCGGCAACUUUUCAGCGGAGACGUGCUGCAGGAGAGGGGCUGCAGAGCUUCCAGCUGGCGUCUUUGUGUGAAAGGGAUUAUUUGGGGCCACCAAUGGAUUUUCUGCGAUGGAAGGAGGCAGGAGAGGGUGCUGGUGCCAGAAGAAAAGAAUGAUUGACGGGAAACAGACACCAGACUGUAGACACUCACCCCUUUGCUUCAGAUACCGAUUUAUCAGUACAUCUGGGCAUCCCCUGUGAGCCGUGAACACGGAGGAUCACUCAGGGUUAUCGACAGUGUAGCUGAAGACCCACAACUUCACAAAUUAUUAUCUACUGUUGGACAUCUUUUACAAGAAGCCCUGACAAAUAAAUUAUAAGACAAAGGACAAGCUCUACGUUGCUGUGAAAGGCUGUCACUGGGGUCUGUGUGGCUUCUACCAAAGUCUUCAACGUAAUAAAGCAAACGCUGUAUCCUAAUGCCUCACGUUUGAGUUGGAACCUAUUUUAUGAAAUAUAUACAUGCAUAUGUACAUAUAUGUAUAAUCUAUAGACUGAACGUACGUCAGUACUGAGCAUCCUCACGAAGGUGAUCUAAAAGGAUUUAGAAAUGUAUUUGUCGAGAUUUCUGUCACUUCACGCCCUCUGGGUCACCGUCUCUUCCAUGAUGCAGCAUUAUCCUUCCGUGUGGGGACAUUACGAUGUGUGUAAGACUCAGAUUUACACAGAAGAAGGAAAAGUAUGGGAUUACAUGGCCUGCCAGCCAGAAGCCAGAGACAUGAUCAAAUACGUAAGAGUGACUCUGGAUCCCCCAGAUAUAACGUGUGGAGAUCCUCCUGAGACUUUCUGUGCAAUGGGAAACCCCUACAUGUGCAAUAAUGAAUGUGAUGCAAGUACCCAAGAACUGGCUCACCCUCCGGAACUGAUGUUUGAUCUUGAAGGAAGACAUCCAUCCACAUUUUGGCAGUCCACAACAUGGAAGGAUUAUCCAAAGCCUCUUCAUGUCAAUAUUACACUCUCCUGGAACAAAACCAUUGAGCUGACAGAUAACAUAGUUAUCACUUUUGAAUCUGGCCGUCCAGACCAAAUGAUCCUGGAGAAAUCCCUCGACUAUGGACGAACAUGGCAGCCCUACCAAUAUUAUGCCACAGACUGUUUAGAUGCUUUCCACAUGGAUCCAAAAUCAGUGAAGGAUUUAUCACAGCAUACAGUCCUAGAAAUCAUUUGCACGGAAGAAUACUCUACUGGAUAUAUGACAAACAGUAAAAUAAUCCACUUUGAAAUCAAAGAUAGAUUUGCUUUUUUUGCUGGACCUCGGCUUCAUAAUAUGGCUUCUCUUUAUGGCCAGCUUGACACAACCAAGAAGUUGAGAGAUUUCUUUACCAUCACAGAUCUGAGGAUAAGAUUGCUUAGACCAGCAACUGGAGAAAUAUAUGUAGAUGAGCAACACCUGGCACGGUACUUUUAUGCCAUCUCAGACAUAAGGGUAUAUGGAAGGUGUAAGUGCAACCUUCACGCUACUGGCUGUAAAGAAGAAAACAAAAGACUACUUUGCGAAUGUGAGCAUAACACAACUGGCCCAGACUGUGGAAAAUGCAAGAAGAAUUACCAGGGCCGACCAUGGAGCCCUGGUUCUUAUCUGCCUAUACCUAAGGGCACUGCUAAUAUCUGUAUACCCAGUAUUUCCAGUAUUGGUAAUCCUCCAAAGUUUGAUAGGAUAUGGCCGAAUAUUUCUUCUCUUGAGGUUUCUAAACCAAAUCAAGUUGCUCCCAAAUUAUCUAUGACAACUGUUUCUUCUGUUCAAGUUGCAAACCACAAGAGAGACUGUGAAUGCUUCGGGCACUCCAACCGGUGCAGUUACAUCGAGCUGCUCAAUACGGUCAUUUGCGUGAGCUGUAAGCACAACACUAGAGGUCAGCACUGUGAGUUAUGCAGGCUGGGCUACUUCAGAAAUGCUUCUGCAGAGCUGGACGAUGAAAAUGUGUGCAUAGACUGUUAUUGUAACCCUUUUGGUUCAGUCCAUGAUCGCUGUAAUGACAGAGGAUUUUGUGAGUGUAAGGAGGGAGCAUCAGGGCCUAAAUGUGAUAAAUGUCUGCCGGGAUAUAUCUGGCACAGCUUGGGCUGUCAACCAAAUGUGUGUGACAAUGAACUCCUGCACUGCCAGAAUGGAGGGACAUGCAUCAACAAUGUGCGGUGCCAGUGCCCUCCGGCCUACACUGGCAUCUUAUGCGAGAAGCUUAAGUGUGAAAGGGAUCCAGGAGGCUGCAGCCAAAGCUCCGCCCAGGGGGCAAUGUCACACUGUCCCUUAUUACUGCUGAUGGCCCUACUAGGAGCAGCUGGGGUUCACAUGUGCUAGGCUUCGUAUGGUCAACGGCAUCGUAUUUGGACUGCUUCAAAAUAACGUGCCACACGAAAAGAAAACAAAAUCCAAGCAUUUGCUACCGAAAUUUCAAAAAGGAAAAAGAGAGAAAAAAAUACCACAUACAAACUAGGAAGGCCUAACUGAACUAAGCCAUAUUAAUCAGUUACGGACAGCGCUCUGAGUCAAGACUGCUCACCACAACCGGAGAUGGGCUGGCAGCUCCUGCUCUGCCCAACCAGUGCCGUCUGCCAGGCUCACAUAGGACAAACAGCUUGGACAGCCCUGAAACAGAAUGGGAAAUAAAGAACAUUUGCUACUCCUCUGCAGUGCGCUGCUGUACCUCCGCCCAGUGUGUGGACCGACCAAAUAAAGGCAUUCUUUGCUGUCAGUGCAUUGUGGGUAUAAGGAAAUCUGUAAAAGCUGCCAUAUUGGCCUGCUUCAGUCCCUGAAUCCUCUCCAACCUGUGCUUUAGUGAACGUUGCUCUGUAACCCUUGUUGGUUGAAAGAUUUCUUUGUCUGAUGUUAGUGAUGCACAUGUGUAACAGCCCCCUCAAUAAAACUCGAGCCAGUCAUAUCCUUGUAUACCUUAGCAGCACUGCAUCAGUACGAUGCCGUGUUCACCUACUGUACAAGAGUGGCUAUAGGACAAAAAGUGUAUUUAUCCUUUUGUAUUCAAAUGAAGUUAUUUUUCUUGAAAUAAUGUACAAUGUAGAUUUUUUGUAUUAUUGCCUAUUUGUGUUACCAGACAAUUUGUUAAUGUAUUUAAUUCUGAUCAGAUAAGAGAAAAAAAAGAUUACUUUUUAUUUAGUCCUUUUCUUUUACCUUUCAUUUAAUUGUGCAGAGAUUUCUCUGUAUGGGCAACGUGCUGGCAUCAAAGAAUAUCAGUUUACAUAUAUAACAAGUGUAAUAAGAUUCCACCAAAGGACAUUCUAUAUGUUUUCUUGUUGCUUUAACACUGGAAGAUUUCCAAGAAUAAAAAUUCCUGCAUAAACAA